GAACAUGUUCGAGCUGACACUUCACAUGCUUAGUGUGUCAUGCUAGAAGAACCUUUAGCUGGACUAUUAAGAAGACUCCAGACAUGGUAGAGGAGAGGAUGGGGGACUGUUGGAGCAACACCAAGGAUCAGUUUGACAACUUGGAGAAGCAUACACAGUGGGGGAUUGAAUAUGUGGAGAAGUACACCAAAUUUGUCAAGGAGAGAUCAGAGAUUGAAAUCAACUAUGCAAAACAAAUUAGGAAUUUAUCAAAGAAAUAUCAACCCAAGAAGAACUCCCGAGAAGAGGAAGAGAGCAAGUACACCUUCUGUCGAGCCUUCCUGACGUCACUUAAUGAGUUAAAUGACUACGCCGGUCAACACGAGGUUAUAGCGGAGAACUUGACGUCCCAAAUCAUCUCCGAGCUUUCGCGCUACCUGCAGGAAAUCAAGACUGAGAGAAAAUCGCACUUCCAUGAUGGGCGUAAGGCACAGCAGCACAUUGAGAGCUCGUGGAAACAGCUGGAAUCGUGUAAAAGAAGGUUUGAGAGGGACUGUAAAGAGGCAGACAGAGCACAGCAGUACUUUGAGAAGAUGGACGCUGACAUUAACGUGACUAAGGCUGACGUGGAAAAGGCACGACAGCAAGCUCAGAUGAGGCACCAGAUGGCUGCCGACAGUAAGAGCGAAUACUCCUCCUACCUGCAGAAGUUCAACCAGGAGCAGAAUGAACAUUACUUUACAGUUAUUCCCAACAUAUUCCAGAAACUUCAAGACAUGGAGGAGAGAAGAAUUGAGAGGCUAGGAGUGUGCAUGAAGACGUUUGCAGACGUGGACCGCCAAGUGCUGCCCAUCGUGGGAAAAUGUUUAGACGGCAUGACAACUGCCGCUGAAUCCAUCGAGCCCAAGACUGACUCGAAGCAGGUGGUGGAGUCCUAUAAGUCCGGGUUCGAGCCCCCUGGAGAUGUGGAGUUUGAGGAUUACGGCCAGGCCAUGAAGAGGACGGUGUCUGAAACCAGCCUGUCCAACUCUAGAGAGGCCAAGGAGAAGCCCGCUGGCAAGAGCAAGGGCAAACUGUGGCCUUUCAUUAAGAACAAGAACAAGCUUAUGUCCCUGUUAACGUCCCCCCACCAGCCCCCACCUGCCCCCCCAGCCUCAUCCCCACCCUCACCCUCUGCUGUUCCCAACGACCCCCAGUCUCCCAAGCAGCAAAAGGAGCCCCUCUCCCACCGCCUCAACGACUUCAUGACCUCCAAACCCAAAAUGCACUGCCUCCGGAGCCUGAGGCGAGGGCUUUCUCUCAAGCUGAUAACACUCAAUUCCCACGUCCGGAAUCUCAUUGAGGGCUCUGGACCAGAGGACUUCAGCCACCUGCCACCAGAGCAGAGGAGGAAGAAGCUGCAGGGGAAGCUAGAUGAACUGAAUAAGGACAUUCAAAAAGAAAUGGACCAGAGGGACGCUCUAACUAAGAUGAAAGAUGUCUACAUAAAGAACCCUCAGAUGGGAGACCCGUCAAGCGUAGACCCCAGGCUAACAGAAAUAGGCCUAAACAUCGAGAAGCUCCAGUCUGAAGUUCAGAAAUUUGAGGGCUGGUUAGCAGAGGUGGAGGAAAGGAUGCCAUCCAAGAGUGAUACACAGCGAAGAAGUAUCUAUGAGACCCAGAACAGCACAACAGUGGGCAACAACUGUGCGCAGGACAGAGAGAGGCCCUUGAGCAGCCCGGAUGGCAGCUACACAGAGGAACAGAAUUCAGAGACUCAGGUUAAGGCCACCAUCAACCCCAUCCCCACCUCCACCACGCCAGAGUUCGACGAUGAGUUUGACGAUGAGGAGACCCUGCCCACCAUCGGCACCUGCAAAGCCUUGUACCCAUUUGAAGGUCAUAAUGAGGGCACUAUCGCUGUGGCGGAGGGCGAGCUGUUGUACGUCAUAGAAGAAGACAAAGGAGACGGCUGGACACGAGUGCGCAGGAAUGAGGAUGAGGAGGGCUACGUCCCCACGUCCUACGUCGAGGUCUUUUUGGAAACAAAUGCCAAAGAUUCCUAAAAGUGUGAGGCUGGCUGAGGAAUGGCAGGGCAAGCAGCCUCGGAGAAACCACCAUGUUCCUCACGCGCUCACAGAGUCAGAGAGAGAAAGCGAAAGAUGACCUGAAUCUAAAAGAGAGAGACGGCCUUUUAGAACACAUCUCAAUUUCCCAAACCAUUACAAGAAUAAAGCGUAUCGGCAGUGUUGCUUCCACGCUUCCACUGCAGAGCUGUCACAACUUAAGAUGUAAGAAGCGAUGAUAAGAAAAAUCCAUCUAAAUUUUAGCACUCAUAACCUUUUCCAUUCUUAACACCCAUACAGCAGUCACAACCACAGUCUACAAUAUGCUCUUUGUUGUUUUCAGCAAAGCUUUGCUUCUUAAUGUGACUAACUCCGCUUGCACCACGCGCGGUCAUGAACGUGGCUGUUGGCUUCCUCGCUCUGAACGCCCCCCGCCUCCCCGACCGGCUCUGCCACUUCUCUCUUUCCUUACCUUUGCCCCCAUUGCAUACAAGUGACAGAGGGUGUGGUCAGAGAAAGGACGGGGACCAGCACGGACAAUAAGGCCAGCUGUCAAACACCUUCAUCCAGCGGUGUGUAUGUGUGUGAGUCCUGAACUGCACUCACUCAGAGGAGAUUCAUCCAGGGCUCAUCUACCUGCAUCAGGGUUUUUUUUAUAAACACUCAUGUCCACCCCUCCCACUAAAAUCAGCUCCAUAUUUGCAGGUUUCACCCAACUGGAAAUGGAAGAAGUGAAGGUGCUAAUCAUCUGUCUGUAUGUUAUGUGCUUCUGGUUGUGUGUUUGAUCCGAAUGCCUGUGUGUCUGUCUUACUUUAAAGGUCUUGUGUGUUGCAAUGUCACAUUUUCUCCACAACACGAUCACCCCGACAUAUCCAGGACCAGCUGGAAGGAAAGGAGAUGAUGAUGAUGGGUCAUAACUCUCCAUCACUCAUCCUACAAAUUCUUGUCUUGUCACUGGUGUCUGCUCCUCUCUCUGACCACCCCCACCCUCUUCACCUCCACGCCCCAUUCCCUCCUCAGGCGGCUCAGGCUAUCCCUUGGCUGCUCUGAGCAGCCCCCCUUUUUUUGUUUUUGCAACAGCUCGGGACGGGGGCCUCUCAGCGUUGUGGUGUGCUGCAUGCUUGCCCUGUCUUCCUCCUCGCCCCUCUGCUGGCAACCUGGAGGAGGUGGUGGGGGUAAGCUUAUGCCCCCUUGCCUCCAGCCUUUCUGUUCAGUUAACCCCCAUUGCCUGGUCAUACUGUUUGAUUUAACCUGAAUGCUACUGUUUGGGUUCAGUGCCUGUGGAUCUUUUUUUUUCUAUCUCUUUUCCUUUGUUGGUUCAGAAAGCAUGUUUUCCUGUUUUUAACAGCGCGUGACUGAACUCCUCCUCCCAGUGUUCCCCAGUUUAAUCUCAAAACUGUCAGUAAAGGACGAUAGGGACCCGAAAUGUUGUUUUCUGAAUGAUCUUAUGCAUAGGUAGGUCAUGGAUGUCUUGUGUGUUUGUUUUACUUUGAGUACACAGUACAUUAUGUAUGUAAAAAUGUUAGUAUUGUAUGUUUUGAUCAGAGAGUCUAACGCAAGUUGUUGUUAGUUUACAAUUUAUCGCCUUGUGGAAAUGCCUCCACUCGGUCCAAGCAACAGUUUACCCAAAAAAUAAAACCUAUGACGAUAUGAUUUACACAUGAUGUUUUUAGGAUGGUCCACUUAACUGUCUAAUGUAUAUGAAAAUAUACUGUGAUCCACAUUUUCCUUUGAGUUUGUGGCUGAAAUGUGACCCGGAAUCACCUGUUGUGGGCCUUAACUGGGUGUCUGGGAGAAAGGAUGACGCUGAUGCUAGCUGUGGUAUGGUGAAAGGUUUAAGAUGUGAUUAUCUCAAAAGUUUUUGGGGUCAAAUUUGUGACUUUUUAUAAUCAUGAAACUGUCAGACGAGAGAAAUGAUGUCCACUGAUUCACCCCUGUUUAACGGCACAUAAUGUACGUGAUUUUAAUAUUUUUGCUUUAUAUUUGACGAUGUUGAGUUGAGAUUCAGCUUUUUUUUGUCUUUUUUUUUUAAAGCUGGAAAUCUAUGUUGUAGCUUAUUCUGCCUGAAUGGGAAUAAAAUCCCUUAACUGCAAAUAUGAGUAACAGUUACAUUGUUUUGGAUGAAGCCAUUCUAAAAAAUUCAUCUGAUGCAGCAAAUUGUGAAACACUUGGUAAAUGAUGGCAUGAUGAACACAUUGACCACUUGGACUUUUGAUGGAAGGAGUGAUCAAAUCCCUGCUGAAUCAAGCUUCAACAAACUAUGUUUGCUUUUCACCACACAUCGCUUGAUACAUCAAGCUAUCAAACGAGCCACUUUUGUUUCUUUAAUUGUUUUCAGUCAUUAAUGGCAAGAUAAAUCUGAUGAGGCGCAGAUCACCGCUUUGAGGGCAGCAGUAGCUUUAUAGUUGCCAUCUGCCUGCCAGUUCUUUGCAAUGAGACCACCACAAACCUUUUAGUCGAUACCCCGGAAUAACCUGCCUGUACAGUGGAAAUGGCACAUUGGAAUUAGAGAGAAUAUAUAUGAAUAUAUAAAUAAAGUUUAAAAAGGAAAAACAUCUAUUUUAACUAUUGGAGGUCUUACCAUUACUUUAUCUGCUUUGCAAAGUAAGACUUCUUUUCCUUUGUAAGGUCUACCAAAUGGUGUGUUUUUGCACUUUUUUGUUUGUGUUCCAUUUGGUAGCCUAUGCUUGUGUUUUGGAGCACUGAAUACUUUGUAUUGUGUUUAUUGUGCCAAUUAAAUAUGCCUGGAAAGUCAA
This is a messenger RNA of Micropterus salmoides (largemouth bass), 4780 nucleotides long. It is a transcript of the gene fnbp1b, whose product is annotated as formin-binding protein 1. Gene Ontology annotation, biological process: endocytosis; signal transduction. Gene Ontology annotation, molecular function: protein binding. The coding region runs from base 84 to 2024 and encodes 646 amino acids. Lineage: Eukaryota; Metazoa; Chordata; Actinopteri; Centrarchiformes; Centrarchidae. The record is from RefSeq and is a predicted model, not a curated record. The transcript is spliced from 18 exons.